AUGGGUUACUUGGAGGGACUGGCAGCUAGAAGGGAGGUAAGCCUGGGGACUCCUGCCGCUGCCUGCCUGCCGCCUGCCUGCCGCCUGCUUGCCGCCUGCCUGCCGCCUGCUUUCCGCCUGCCUGCUGCCUGCUUUCCGCCUGCCUGCCGCCUGCUUGCCGCCUGCUUGCCGCCUGCCUGCCGCCUGCUUGCCGCCUGCCUGCCGCCUGCUUGCCGCCUGCCUGCCGCCUGUCUGCCGCCUGCCUACCACCUAUCUGCCGCCUAUCUGCCUCCUGCCUGCCUACCACCUAUCUGCCGCCUGCCUGCCGCCUGCCUGCCGCCUGCCUGCCGCCUGCCUGCUGGCUAUCUGCCGCCUAUCUGCCGCCUGCCUGCUGCCUAUCUGCCGCCUAUCUGCCGCCUGCCUGCUGCCUAUCUGCCGCCUAUCUGCCGCCUGCCUGCCUACCACCUAUCUGCCGCCUGCCUGCCGCCUGCCUGCCGCCUGCCUGCUGCCUAUCUGCCGCCUAUCUGCCGCCUGCCUGCCUACCACCUAUCUGCCGCCUAUCUGCCGCCUGCCUGCCGCCUGCCUGCUGCCUAUCUGCCGCCUAUCUGCCGCCUGCCUGCCUACCACCUAUCUGCCGCCUGCCUGCCGCCUGCCUGCCGCCUGCCUGCUGCCUAUCUGCCGCCUAUCUGCCGCCUGCCUGCCUACCACCUAUCUGCCGCCUAUCUGCCGCCUGCCUGCCGCCUGCCUGCUGCCUAUCUGCCACCUAUCUGCCGUGCGCCUGCCUACCAGCUAUCUGCCGCCUAUCUGCCGCCUGCCUGCUGCCUAUCUGCCGCCUGCCUGCUGCCUAUCUGCCGCCUAUCUGCCGCCUGCCUGCCGCCUGCCUGCCGCCUGCCUGCCGCCUGCCUGCCGCCUAUCUGCCGCCUAUCUGCCACCUGCCUGCCGCCUGCCUGCCGCCUAUCUGCCGCCUAUCUGCCGCCUGCCUGCCGCCUGCCUGCUGCCUAUCUGCCGCCUAUCUGCCGUGCACCUGCCUACUACCUAUCUGCCGCCUGCCUGCUGCCUGCCUUCCGCCUAUCUGCCGCCUGUCUGCCGCCUGCCUGCCGCCUGUCUGCCGCCUGCCUGCUGCUUGUCUGCCGCCUGCCUGCCUGA
Messenger RNA from Pogoniulus pusillus (Red-fronted tinkerbird), 1125 nucleotides. RefSeq names its product keratin-associated protein 10-1-like. Bases 1 to 1125 code for a protein of 374 amino acids. The record is from RefSeq and is a predicted model, not a curated record. The transcript has a single exon. Lineage: Eukaryota; Metazoa; Chordata; Aves; Piciformes; Lybiidae.